Exophiala bonariae is the source of this 1587-nucleotide messenger RNA. RefSeq lists its product as uncharacterized. The coding region runs from base 1 to 1587 and encodes 528 amino acids. NCBI's taxonomy places the organism in Eukaryota, Fungi, Ascomycota, Eurotiomycetes, Chaetothyriales, Herpotrichiellaceae. Gene Ontology annotation, molecular function: oxidoreductase activity, acting on paired donors, with incorporation or reduction of molecular oxygen; monooxygenase activity; heme binding. The record is from RefSeq and is a predicted model, not a curated record. The transcript is spliced from 2 exons.
AUGAGUGUCGGUAGUCCUCUCGCUGACGCCAUCUCCUCACUGCCUUUAUGGCUCCCUAUCCUCCUUUUGACUUGUGUCGCUGUAUCCACCAGACUUGUCCUUAACUAUUUCAGCCCAGGCGUGCAGUCCAUUCCUGGUCCUUUUUUGGCUCGUUUUUCAGAUCUAUGGCGCCUCACCCUGGCCUAUGGAGGCCAUUCGCAUCUCAAGAUGAUGCAACUGCACGAGCAGUACGGAGAUGUGGUGCGAAUCGGACCAAAUACGAUCAGUGUUUCCGAUCCUCGAGCUAUCGAGCCCAUUUUGGGAUUCAAAACAAAUCUCAACAAGAGCAAAGCGGUCGUUUCGAUGAUGAACGUCUACAAGGGGAAAUUGAUUCCAAUGCUCAUAUCAGCCAUUGACAGCAAAACUCACGCUACCAUCAAGAGACCGAUAGCUCAAGCAUUCUCUCAGACCUCGAUGAGCUCGUGGGAGACUGUUGCGGACGAAGUUAUCGCUCGGUUUGUACAUCGUGUCGAUGAAGAAUUUUGCCACCAGGAGAAAUCACUCGGGAAGCCUUGCCCGAUCAACGACUGGUUCCAAUUCUUCGCCAUGGAUUUCAUCUCAACAAUAACGUUCAGCCAGCCAUUCGGGUUCCUUACCAAAGGGUACGAUUUUAAUGGGAUGAUAUCGUCGCUGGAAAAGAUGAUGACAUACAUCGCUACUGUGGGAAACAUGCCCUGGGUAGAUUUUCUUCUCCUAAAGAAUCCCAUAUUCUUGAUGCUUGGAAGCACCUCGUCCCCGCUCGUUACCUUUGAUGGCGAAAGGAUCAAGAAUCGGGCUCGCGGCUUGGAGAAAAGUCACCCUGAACGUAAAGACUUCCUAUCGCGUUUCUUCGAGGCCAAAGAAGCGUAUCCUAAUGUUGUGGAUGACAUGCUAUUGGCUGCUUAUGCCAAUACAAAUAUUCUCGCGGCCUCAGACACUACGGCCGCUUCCCUAAGCUCUAUUGUUUACUACGUGGUGGGAAAUCCGGAAGUUUUGAAACGACUACAGCAGGAGAUCGAUCAAGCCAAACUGAGUUACCCUGUCCAAUUCAAGACGGCACAAACACUUCCUUACCUCGAUGCGGUCAUAAAAGAAGCACAUCGCAUGUUCGUUCCCGGGGGGCUUGAACAAGAACGCGAAGUCGGCUCUGCAGGCUUGCAGCUUCCAACCGGAGAGAACUUGCCUCCAGGCACUGUAGUAGGAUACAGUGCCUGGGCAGGUCACAGAAACAAGCUGCUCUUCGGCAAAGACGCUAAUGUCUUCGAUCCCGACCGUUGGCUCCAGAAAGACAAUGAAACGAACGAAGAACAUAACGUUCGCGUGCGAAAGAUGCAUCGAGGAAUAAGUACAUUUGGUUUCGGACCGCGUGCAUGCCUCGGCAAGAACAUUGCAAUGAUAGAGAUCUACAAGUUAACCCCAACAUUCUUUGGAUUAUUCGCCCCUGAAAUGGCCCAUCCUGGAAAAGAACCACGAGUUCACUGCCACCUGACUGUCCGUUUCCAUGACUUUGAUAUUACAUUAAAAUGGAGAAAGCCUGAGCUGAGGGAAAAGCUUCAACCUCUAUUGUGA